AUGGAAAAGAACAUCUACUAUCGGCAACGAACUAGAAAAGAAGUCGUCUACGACGAUUGCGUACUCGAGGACUCCUUGUCCCAAGGUGACUGGCACAUCGAGGAGGAUCCAAACGUGGACUACGAGAUGCUGCUCAGAGGAUUACGAGCCUGUGCUGAACGUGCCUCUAAGCCGCGCACGACAAACAUGGAUCGAAUUUCGAGGACCACCAAGGAAUUGUUGGAAAGAAGAAGGGCUCUGAGGCUUGAUCCGAAUGCAUCGCACAUUGAGCGGUUAGUAGCAAAUACUAGCUACAGAAAAGCGUUGCAGGAGGAUCUUUUGAAAUACAGGCAGAAGAAGAUUGUGGAAGCAGCACAAAGAAGAACGAGUCUAAAGAAGUGCCGCAGGGAUCUCCGCAAAUAUAAUAUUCCGCUAGCAACCUUGCUGAGCGAAGACGGGACUCGCACGUCUUCUCGUCGUGAGAUGGAAAUCAUUACGGAGAGGUUCUACUCGAACCUUUUCCGUUCAUCGACUCCUGUGUCAAGCCCAAUCAUCCCCACUGGCGAAGCUCCACCACGGAUUCUCCUUUCGGAAGUACGAGUCGCUAUCAAGAGCAAGAAACCUGGCACAGCCUCCGGACCUGAUUUUAUGUCAGCAAACUUUCUUCGGGCUGGUGGCCAUCCGCUUCAUGUAAUCUUAGCAGCGCACAUGACACCCUACCUUCAGAAAGAAAGGAUCCCAGACCAGUGGAAGACCUCGCGAAUCGUUUUUAUCCAUAAAAAAGGGAACCGAGAGGAUCUACCGUCCGAUAUGCUUGCUGAGCGUGUUAUACAAGGUAUUCACCAAGAUCAUCCUCACGCGCAUUUCCAGAACGCUUGA
Messenger RNA from Necator americanus (New World hookworm), 858 nucleotides. RefSeq lists its product as uncharacterized. The record is from RefSeq and is a predicted model, not a curated record. The coding region runs from base 1 to 858 and encodes 285 amino acids. Lineage: Eukaryota; Metazoa; Nematoda; Chromadorea; Rhabditida; Ancylostomatidae. The transcript has a single exon.